AUGACUGGACUGCUGUUCAAGGAAGACAACCCAACGUUUCCGGACAGCCUACCGAUGGCGCUGCGGCGCAUGGAGAGCCUAGAGAAGAAAAUGUCGAAAAACCCUAAGUUGGAAGCUGCAGUGAAACAACAAAUAAUCCAGUAUCUGGAAAAAGGCUACUGUCAUGAAGCAACGGAGGAGGAACUGGCAUCUGUAAUCCCUGGCAAGGUUUGGUACUUGCCGUUAAACGUUGUUGUCAAUCCGAAAAAAAGACAAGAUUCGCUUGGUAUUGGACGCGGCGGCCGAAGUGAAUGGCGUGUCGCUCAACUCCAAGCUCCUGAAAGGGCCGGACUACUUGGCCUCUCUACCAUCCGUGAUCGCCAAAUCUCGGGAGUUUCCCCAUCGGAUUUGGAAGUGACAUCCCACUAUGUGGACGAUUACUCCGACAGCACGGACACUGUCGAAAAGGCUGUCCAGCGGGCAAGCGAGGUAAGAUUCGUUCACUCUAAAGGCGGUUUCGAAAUCAGAGGCUGGGUGUCAAAUUCUCUGGAAUUCCUGGAACGCAUGGGUGAAACGGAGAAGAAACAAGUAAUUCAUCUCGACUCGGCUAACCCGGAACGCGUUUUGGGGAUAGUGUGGAAUGCAAAGGACGACGUCUUCGCAUUUACAACCAAGAUGCGCGACUCGUUAAUGCCAUACCUAUCCUCUGGAGAAAAGGCUGCGAAUGGGACCAAGUCAUCGACGGAGAAGGGUUGGAAACGGUGGACGAGCUAUUUGGGAGCUGUAGAAGCGGUAAAGAUACCGCGGUACUACAUCGGCGACGGUCUUGCUCUCGACUACUCAACGCUGCAGCUGCACAUUUUCGCAGAUGCAAGCGAGAAUGCAUACGGCUGCGUAGGCUACUUCCGCAUCUUAGCUGGGGAGGUCCCUCGAUGUGCGUUGGUGCAAUCAAAAUCAAAAGUCGCACCGAUCAAGCAAGCGUCGAUCCCGCGGCUGGAAUUGAUGGCGGCCGUACAAGGAGUUGGUCUUGCGGGAAACAUCAAAGACAAUCACAGUCUGAAUAUAGAACAAGUGUUCUACUGGACAGACUCACGCACCGUUCACUCAUGGGUUGUUUCCGAUCAAAGAAAAUAUAAGGCUUUCGUUGCAUUUCGGAUUGGAGAGAUUAUCAGCCGGUCGCGGCCAUCAGAGUGGCGGUGGGUGCCCACUAAACUGAAUGUUGCGGACCAACUAACGAAAUGGAGCAAUGGUCCGCAGCUUGAUUCAAACAGUUCUUGGUUGCGAGGUCCGCAGUUUUUGUACAAACCAGAAGCUGAGUGGCCAUUACAGCAAUUCAAAAAACCGAAUGUCGAAGAUGAGAUGCGAGCAACAUUCCUGCUACACGACGUCGAAGUACAAGGUAAGUUGGUGGACAUAUCCAGAUUUUCUAAGUGGAAUGUGCUUAUCAGAACGCUGGCAUGUGUAAAUAGGUUCAUCAACAAUCUGCGAGCGAAGCGACAAGGGAAGGUGAUAGAAGUUGUUCCAGCACCGCCGAAAAUUAAAACAUUAGUACUAAGGAAGCUAUCGGCUAUCGAGAAGCCGAUCGACCGCGAAGAACAUCAAGUAGCAGAAAGAGCGUUGUUGAAGUUGGCACAGGUGGAGGCAUAUCCGGACGAAGUGAGAACUUUGUUGAAGAGUCGUCAAGCAAAAUGUUCAACCGGAGUGAAUCUGGAAAAAAGCAGUCUUCUCUACAAGCUGUCACCGAUACUGGAUGAGUUUGAUGUAAUACGAAUGGAAGGACGGUUGGCCACGGCGGACUUCUCACCCUUCGAACUGCGUUACCCGAUAGUGUUGCCAAGGGGUCAUCAGAUCACACGUAAACUUCUGGACCAUUAUCAUCAAAAGUUCGGCCAUGCAGGACGGGAGACGGUCACCAACGAAGUGCGACAGAGGUUCUGCAUUCCGCAUCUUCGAGCCGAAAUAAAGAAGGUGAUGGACAGUUGCAUGUGGUGCAAAAUUAAGAAAUGCAAACCUGACACACCGAGAAUGGCACCGUUACUAAUACAGCGUAUAACUCCCAAUCGUCGUCCGUUCAGUUUUAGUGGAGUCGACUUCUUCGGUCCUCUGGAGGUAACCGUCGGUCGGCAUGUGGAGAAACGAUGGGUGGCGUUGUUCACAUGUCUCGUUACCAGAGCAAUCCACCUAGAAGUGGCCCAUAGUUUGUCGAGCCAGUCCUGCUUGAUGGCCAUAAGACGGUUUGCAUGUCGACGGGGAAUGCCGGGGGUGGAGUUCUUCUCAGACAACGCGACCAAUUUCGUAGCAGCGAGUAAAAAGGUGAUGAGGAACAUCGUGAUGAGCUGUAGUGAAGCGUUCACGGACGCAUGA
Molecule: messenger RNA, 2343 nt
Organism: Wyeomyia smithii (pitcher-plant mosquito)
Lineage: Eukaryota; Metazoa; Arthropoda; Insecta; Diptera; Culicidae
Exons: 3
Coding region: 1-2343 (780 amino acids)
Molecular function (GO): nucleic acid binding
Source: RefSeq, a predicted model, not a curated record